AUGAGUGAUAAUGACUGGGUAGCCGGCAUUAGCAAAAAGGAUGCUGGAAGAUACAGCAGACAGCUUUUAGUUGAUGAUUUCGGAGUUUCAGGCCAGAAAAACUUGAAAAACUCUCGAGUACUGAUUGUAGGAGCUGGAGGGCUCGGAUGUCCCGUUGCAACGUAUUUAGGGGCUGCAGGUGUGGGAACUCUGGGAAUCAUUGAUUAUGAUCAUAUUUCUUUGGAUAAUCUUCAGCGACAAGUUGCGUAUAAAGAAGCACAAAUAGGACAUUCGAAGGCAAAAGGAUUAGCAGACAACAUUAAACUACAGAAUAGCGAUGUCAACACAGUAGUUCAUAACGUGUCGUUGGACAGUUCGAAUGCCAUGGACAUCUUCAAAAACUACGAUAUUGUUUGUGAUUGUACUGAUAAUGUGGCUACAAGAUAUCUCAUUAACGAUGUUUGUGUACUUUUGAACAUUCCUCUUGUCAGUGGAAGUGCCCUUCGAUGGGACGGGCAAAUAUCAGUGUACCAUUAUGGUCCUGAAUGUCCUUGUUAUCGGUGUCUGUUUCCAUCUCCACCUGAUCCAAAUUCAGUUACAAAUUGCAAUGAAGGAGGAGUUCUCGGACCAAUUGUUGGGACGAUUGGAAGUAUGCAAGCGUUAGAAGUUAUGAAGAUUGCGGCUAAUGUGGAUAGCACUCUCGCUGGUAAAUUAUUGCUUUUUGACGGACGUGAAGGAAAAUCCCGGACGAUUCGGCUAAGAAAACGAGAUACGAAAUGUGCAGUUUGUGGGGAUAAUCCAACGAUUACAGCUCCAAUUGACUAUGUUCUUUUCUGUGGCGCUGGUGCCCAUGAUAAGAUUGAGAAUCUGAAACUUCUGGGACCAACUGAUCGUUUGAAUGUAGAAGAAUAUCGAGAUAUUAGAGGAGCUCAAAAACAAUUUCUAUUAGAUACACGACCGCCAGUUGAAUUUGAAAUUGCACACCUGCCGGAAGCAAUUAAUAUCACACUGAACGAAUGUAGGUCUCUCACACCACAUGACUUGUCGUCUCGUCUUGGAGUUGAUUCAAAUACAUCUGAUGUUUAUGUGAUCUGCCAUAGAGGAAACGAUUCACAACGAGCAGUUCUUCUUCUACGAGAAAAACUCAAUUCUAUUCGUUUCCGUGAUAUAAUUGGAGGAUACGAGGAAUGGGCACUUAAAAUCAAUGACAAGUUCCCACUGUACUAA
Molecule: messenger RNA, 1206 nt
Organism: Caenorhabditis remanei
Lineage: Eukaryota; Metazoa; Nematoda; Chromadorea; Rhabditida; Rhabditidae
Exons: 7
Coding region: 1-1206 (401 amino acids)
Biological process (GO): protein urmylation; tRNA wobble position uridine thiolation
Cellular component (GO): cytosol; cytoplasm
Molecular function (GO): adenylyltransferase activity; thiosulfate-cyanide sulfurtransferase activity; URM1 activating enzyme activity
Source: RefSeq, a predicted model, not a curated record